Molecule: messenger RNA, 4077 nt
Organism: Ectocarpus siliculosus
Lineage: Eukaryota; Phaeophyceae; Ectocarpales; Ectocarpaceae
Source: the annotation of a GenBank genome assembly
AUGGGGAACACAGACUCCAGCCCGUCUACAGCCACAGCUGCUGGUUCCAACGGAGGCGUAACCACCGCGGCGCAGGGUCGGAGAGAAGUGAUCAACCGGCCUCGUCCAACUCCGGCUACCCGGACUGCCGCGAGGCCGGCUGCGGGAAGAAGGACUGGGGGCGUGCCGGCGGAACAAAAUCCCGGAGCGUAUUCCAUCCCCGGGGCGGGUUCCCGCACCAAUGUUGAUUCCAUACCGUACACGGUGACGGUACCUAACGGAGUGAGACCGGGGCAGGAAUUCCAGGUCAUGGCCGGAGGUCUGCCGAUGGUGGUUCGCUGCCCCCCGGACGUGAGAGGAGGGAGUCGAAUCAUGGUGCUCGUUCCGAGACAGCAUCGACAACAGCAGUCCCGAAAUGCCCAGGUGUACAUGGCGACAGUCCCCCCGGGUGUUUCGCCGGGUGGGGAGUUCAACGUUAUGGUCAACAGCCACCCGGUGAGGGUGGCGUGCCCCCCGAACGUCACCCCCGGCAUGCAGAUUAGAAUUCGCCUGGAAGAGCCGCAGGGAGCGCUGCACCAGACCUUCGAAGUCGCGGUGCCCCCGGGGGUGCGACCGGGGCAGCCGUUUGCGCUCAUCGCGGGGGGGCAGCGCGUGAUGGUGCACUGCCCGCACGACGCCCGGCCGGGGCAAAAGAUCCGCUUCCAGCUACCCAUCCAGCUCAGCGAGGCCCAGCUUCAGACGUACAACAUCCACUACUCGGGGAAGGACGGCUGGGUGAGAUGCGUGGGUACAGACCUCAAGUUUCACUGGGUACGGCACGACGAAGACGGCGCGGAUCCGGCAGCUGCGGCGGCGGUGGCGGUGGAUGGGGAGGGCGGGGCAGGGGGGGCGGGAGCGGGAGCGGCGGCGGCGGCGGUAGCGGGAGGGGAUGCGAGCUCGACACCACCGCCGCAGCAGGUGCAACGGAGAUCUAGCGUCUCCGACAAGGUCACUCUCAAACGGAAGCUGGGGGGAUCCAGCUUCCGCAUCGAAGGCAGCGCUUUCGUUCGCAAACUCUCCAAGCUGAGGCCUCGACACUUCAUGCUUGAGCUGGUGCGAGCAGAAGAAGCGACGUUGGAUGCGAGCGUACCGGAGGCGAACCUGACGUUCCAGCACUUGAGCCGGGCGAGCCAGCUCCCCUUCAAGGAAAAGGUGGACUGGUUCAACAAGCAGUGCGACCUCCUCAGAGUCCCGUGGGACGUCGAGCAUCAGCACCUCAAGAUUCGGAGGAGUAAUUUGUUGGAGGACAGCAUGGCGGCUAUGGAGAGCGUGAGAUCGGAGUCCAUGCGGCAAAGGUUCCGGUUUGAGUUUCUGGGGGAGCCCGGCGUUGACGCGGGAGGAGUCGCCAGGGAGUGGUUCCACCUUGUCUCAGAAGGGCUCUUCAACCCCGACUUCGCGUUGUUCCAGUACUCGAGCAUCAACCAGAUGUGUAUGCAGAUCAGCGCUAACUCCGGGGUGGCGAACGAGCAGCAUCUGCAGCAUUUCCACUUCGUCGGCAGGUUACUGGGCAAGGCGCUGUUCGACGGCCAGCUCGUCCAGGCGCAUCUCGUCCGGCCGCUGUACAAGCACCUCCUGGGCUGGCCGAUCGCCUUCAGCGACCUCGAGCACGUCGACCACUUCACCCACGAAUCCCUAAUCAAGAUGACCGAGCUCGACGACGUUGAGGUGUGCUGUCUAGACUUCACGGUCACGGAGGACCGCCUGGGGUCGAUGGAGGUCGUGGACCUGAAGGAAGGCGGUGCCGAUCUCGACGUUACGAACGACAACAUCGGGGAGUACGUGGAGCUCGUGCUCAAGCACCGGCUUCUGAUGCGCAUGCGCGACCAGCUCACGGCGUUCCUGGUGGGUUUCUACGACGUUAUUCCGGAGGCGUUGUUGUCGGUGUUCGACUUCCAGGAGCUGGAGCUGCUCAUGUGCGGGCUGCCGCACAUCGACCUGACGGACUGGCAGAGGAACACGGACUACACGGGGGAGUUCGAGCGGAAGGCAGGGAACCACAAGCCUUGCUUGCUCAACGCCGUGAGAACCCCGUGCACUAUCGGAGUGUCUCAGGGCAACGAUGGCAACAUUCGAAGGUUUACCAUCAACGGGUUGCCCGACUUGGAUUCGGGCCUGUUCCCCAAGUCUCACACGUGCUUUAACCGCAUAGACUUGCCCAUGUACUCCAACAAGAAGGAGCUGGAGGAGUACCUGACCAUGGCCAUCAACAUGGAGUGCACAGGCUUCGGCAUCGAGUAACAGCCUUGGCUUGCCUGGGCUUUGGGUGGGUGUCGAAGCGUUGAGUCGCGCGCGCGACGACGGUGUGUUUCAUGCAUGUGCGAUGGCAUGGCGUUGGCUUUCAACAAGAUGGAGCUCUGUCGCUUUGGGGAGAAAAGGCACGGUUGUUGGGGUCGGGGUGGGGGGUCCGGGGAUUCGGGUUCUUCAAGGAUGGGGGGGGGGGGCGUGCCGAGAAAAAGCGCGAAAAGGGCAGGGACAUGCAUACUGGCACCCUUGUUCUACCCCACGCCUAGUUAAAGCCUGUUCUCGUUUGGAAACCCCUCGAAGGACUGCCGGGGGCUCCGUCAUAUCGCAACGCAAAAAGAAGGGUGUGUGAGCAUGUUGACCGUGGGGCAGGACACGCUAGAAGGGUUAAGGAGGACAGGAGCGGCGCUGUUCAUUUUCUACUUGACGGCGAGGCCGGUUCGGUUGAGCAACCCCCCCCCCCCCAAUGAGAAUGCGGUGGCCUCGUUGCCUCGCCGUGAUUGGUUGGCCACGGCGCACGCAACGCGGACAUGCACCAAUAGCCGGGCCGAUAGGCUGUCUGUGUCAUCCCGUUUGUGUUGCACUCCUUUUUUUUUAUUGUUUCUUUUGUCGGCGACGCGCCCCAUUUUGUUUCGUGGCGGGCUAGGGGCGCCCUGCUGUGGUAGGACGGCGUCUUUUGAUGGGGGAGCUCGCUCGUGUCUUGAACGCGUACGAGCUGAGCUAGGUUAGAGAAAAAAGUGAGUUUGAGUCGCUUCAACGGGUGCUGACUUUUUAGCUGUGGCCGGCUCACCCAUGUGAGAGUUUCUUUUUUCCCGCGCACGUCAGACACCUGUGUCAUACCGCCUCGCUUUGUAAACAUUUCACCUCUCGGUUCGGUAGCCCGGUAGAGCGCGCAGUUCAGGACAUGUUGUGUGCCGAUAUUUUAAUCACAACUCGAUACACCGUCCAUGUCCAGAUGGUCGUCGUUGAGAGGGACCGCCGCUUUUUGUGUGCCGUACGAGCUUGUUUGUCCAUGAAGCAUGUAUAUGCGGGAGGCACGACAGCCGUUUCGUUAUUUUUUCAUUCGUUGCGUGUCUUUUUGACAGUUUCUCGUCCUUGUAUAAGCUUGCUUUUUUGGUCUCUGUACCACACACCUCGCAACCCCGCCGCGUGUUUGUGUUGUGGAUUGGACACCGACUGACUUUGCAAGUGUUUUGCGGUAGACGUCGACCUUAUUUUUCGUCUCAGGGUGAGAAUUUGGUUUUGAUGAUGUUUUUCUUGGUCUUCGCGUCGGGAUUUUGUCUUGUUUUGUUGUAGGGGAGCGGAAGAAGUCCGCAUUGGCGGCUGGCUGUACGCGAACCAAGCAGUAUUUUCUUUUGUAUGCAUAAUACCUGUGUACAGACAACUUCAGGCUGGCUCUCGGGCAGGCAUAGGUAGGUGUGCGCGUGAGGUGGUUGAGUUUGCAUUCUUCUUGCGAUUAAUUGAUAAGGACGGACGGGGAACUAGACUUCUGCUGUGGCUUUUAUCUCGUGACUGACUCAUGUGGUUUGUCCGCGCUAAUGUACCGCGGGGAUUCCCAUUUGCGGCCACUUGCACAUACAGCAUACGUACAGGCUGCAGCUGCUCUUGCAUACGAUGCAGUUUAAUGAUGUGUAUAAUAGCCAAGCGCCUCCGAUCUUCUCUGUGCGGGGUAGUUAAUUGUAAUGUUCCGAUACCUUGCGAAACGUUUUUCUUGUGUGCUUGAUUGACAGUAAACCAGAGGGGGCAGCCGCCAGGCCCAUACUCGUGACACGGCGUUGGCUAGCCAAAAGCGUCAAUAAUGACAAGCACUUACCACCA